Symbiodinium sp. CCMP2592 is the source of this 1695-nucleotide messenger RNA. The record is from the annotation of a GenBank genome assembly. Lineage: Eukaryota; Dinophyceae; Suessiales; Symbiodiniaceae.
AUGACCUCCAUCGAGUUUCGCUCCGUCUGCAGCUUUUCUUCGCCGCUUUCCACGCAACGGUCCAGGCGCUCCUCAGCUGGAGCCACCUGCAGCUGCUGUUUGGUCGUCGCCCAGAGAGGUUUGCUCUUCGCAGGGCUCAGCGAUGGAAAGAUCCUGGCUUGGGAAAUCGAUCGAAACUGUGCCGACCGGAGGGCCAAAGAGAGCAAAGCUCGAGUCCUCGAAGAGCACAAGGGGGAUGUGCGCUGUCUUCUCUAUGUCGAGAGUCUCUGCCAGGGAGUGGUGAUCUCCGGCGCCGCCGAUCGAUGCAUCAAGAUGUGGGACCUUUCGGAUCCAAGGACGGGCAUUCAGUGUGUACAGAGCCUGUGCGGUCAUGGAGGAACCGUCAUCGCACUUGAGCAUGGUUCGGACCUUCUACUCAGUUCUUCCACUGAUGGGCUGCUCUUCGUUUGGCGUGAUGCGAGCCCUGCGCGGCUGCUUCGCUUCCCGGCCUAUGCUGUCCGCCAACGCCUGGAGCCGCAGCAGAGCCAAAGAGAGACCUGGUUCUUGUCACUUUCCAUGCGCGAAGGCGAGGCUCCUACGCUCUUUGCCGGCGAUUCCGAAGGAUAUGUCCACAUCUUCAAGCUGGAUCUGACACAGGACAAAGCCAGCGAGCAGCUUUUCUUGGCAGUUUGGAAGGCAAAGGUCCACGAGCUUGGAGUCUCGAAGAUCAUGGCUGUGCCGAUGGAAUCCUUUCUCUUCACCCUGUCCUAUGACCAGAAGCUGAAGGCCAUGGACAGCGUCUCUGGGCAGAUCCUCUUCGAAGAGUUGAACCAGUGCAACGUUAUUUUCCACAGCCUGGCUUGGGAUCCAACCAGUCAAGAUGUGAUUGUGUGCGACAGCAAGGGCAAUCUCGGCUUCUACAACCUCAUCCAGGAGUCCUGGGUUGCCUGGAAGAAGGUGAGCGAAGAUCCCAUCAUCGGCGUUCACCUUUUGCCCGCAAUUUCGCGCUUGGUUCUGCUGACACCCCACUCGAUUCAGGUGCUAGACAUCGUGCGAGGUGUAAAGUUCCAGGAGAUCAAGGAGCACACGGCACCCAUCGUAGCCAUCGCAUCUCGACCUACGAGCCAGGGUGGCGUUCUGUACACGGCAUCCAUGGACAAUACCAUCCGGAUGUGGGAUUCAGACGCUUGCCUUCUGAACCUGUGCCAUUGGCAGGACACGCUGGAGUGCAUCAAGUGCCUCAAGGAGCGGAAGCAGGAGAUUACGGCCAUGGUUUAUGUUCCCCGAGCCAAUGUCGUGAUCACCGGCCACGAGAACUCUGACUUGAAGAUGUGGUCCUUGGAUAGCCAUCAGGAAGCAUGCUUGAAAACGGUCACCGGGCAACCGGUGCACGAGAACACCAUCAGUGCCUUGAUUCUCGUGAACGUUCAAGCAGAGUCUGCUCACGAAGAUCCGACUGGAACUGGCUUCGAACUUGUGGUGGCGGGCUCCUACGACCGGCAGCUUUCCUUCUGGCGGGUGACGCUGACCAGCGACGGCACGGCCAUGGCCAAGUUCGAGCGCGUCUUCCUGGCCCACGAGGAUGCCACAGAUGAGAUCCUCGCUUUGGGACACAGCCCCUUUGGAUCGAUUUUCUCUGGCGGCAACGAGGGCAUCAUCAGGCAGUGGACCGUUUGGGGUGGCAAGGCAUCGGAGGCACAUUUCGGGCAAGAUUAA